Messenger RNA from Aspergillus saccharolyticus JOP 1030-1, 1587 nucleotides. RefSeq names its product cytochrome P450. The transcript is spliced from 4 exons. The record is from RefSeq and is a predicted model, not a curated record. Lineage: Eukaryota; Fungi; Ascomycota; Eurotiomycetes; Eurotiales; Aspergillaceae. Gene Ontology annotation, molecular function: monooxygenase activity; oxidoreductase activity, acting on paired donors, with incorporation or reduction of molecular oxygen; heme binding. Bases 1 to 1542 code for a protein of 513 amino acids.
AUGGGCCUAGAGAACCUCUUGUCGCAGGUCACCCUUGCCAGGGUGGCUCUGGGUGUGAUCGCGUAUGUCGUCCUGAAAGGCGUCUACCAGAUCAUCUACUACCGCUUCUUCCAUCCGCUCGCGAAGUUUCCUGGGCCUUUCUGGGGCAGCGUCACUCGCCUUUGGAUCGCCUGGCAUAAUCUGCGCCAGACGGAGCUACCGACCUGCUCUGCGCUGAUCCAGAAAUAUGGCCCUGUCGUCCGCAUUACCCCGACUCUGCUGCUGGUCAGCGACCCAACCAAGCUUCCGGACAUCUACCAUCGCCAGGCCGACAAGACCGGCCACUACAUCACCGGCUCGUUCGGCGAAACCGAGUCGUUGUUCAACAUGCGCUCGCACAAGACCCACGCCACGUUCCGCAAGCACAUUGCCGGACCGUACAGUUUCAGCAACGUGAAGAAGAUGGAGCCGUUGAUCGACCUGCGCCUGCAAGAGUGGCUGGACAAACUCGACGAGAAGUUCUCCCGCACCGGAACACCCUUUGACUUUGCCUGGUGGGCAGUCUACAUGGCCUACGACAUCAUCAGCGAGGUCGGCUUCGGCGCCCCCUUCGGCUUCGUCGCGCAAGCCCACGACGUCGGCGGCCUGAUCCAAGGCUUCCACGACGGGCUGCCCGCAUUCGGACUCCUGGCGCGCCUCCACCCCUUCACCAGCUGGAUGAAAACCACCUGCCUCAAGAAAUACCUCGUCGCCACCCCGGCGGACCCCUCCGGGGUAGGGGUGCUCAUGCGGUUCCGCGACAGGCUCAUCGCGCAACGCCUGCGCGACCUCGCCGAGAAGAAGGACAUCGGCCGCGUCGACCUCCUGCAGACCUUCCUCGAAGCCCGCACGGAGACCGACCAGCCCCUGGACAUGGAGUACAUCAAGGCGGAGGUGCUGCUCGUGCUGCUCGCCGGCGCCGACACGACGGGCACCGUCUUCCAGGCGCUGGUGCACAACCUCCUGACCCACCGCGACGUGUACGCGCGCAUGAUGGCCGAGAUUGAUGGAGCGAUCGCCCGGGGAGUGUUGCCCGAGGGCGCCGUCCCUCAGUAUGCGGACGUCCUCGAUCAUCUGCCCUACUAUGUGGCGUGUGUGCGGGAGACGAUCCGGUUGAAUCCCCCCGCGCCGAAUCUCUUCCCCCGGUAUGUGGCGGAGCCGGGGAUGGAGCUGUACGGGAAAUUCGUGCCCCCCGGCACCGAGAUCUCGGGCAAUCCGUGGAUUAUGCAUCGCGACAGAAAGGUGUUUGGGGAGGACGCGGAGGAGUUCCGGCCGGAACGAUGGCUGGAUGUGGAACGGGCGAAGGUGUUGAACAAGUAUAUCUUUACGUUUGGGUAUGGAGCGCGGGUGUGUUUGGGGAGGGAGAUCGCGAUGAUGGAGUUGUUCAAGGGGCCGUUGCAGUUCUUUCGACACUAUACCCCCCAGAUCGUCCCGGAUAAGCCGGUUGCCCGGUUCGUGAUUCAGGGGGGGGUCGGGCAUUGGACCGAUAUGUGGUUGACGAUCGAGAAGCGGAAGACGGCGUAAUGGGUAGUUGUUGAGUUGGAUUAGACAAUUAACAGGAAGGAAAAG